AACUAUCGGUUCUUACGAGCACUGUAGCUUCCCUCCAUUCCGAUUUUGGAUUUCUCUGCCUUAAUCAAUUUCCUGGGAAAAUCUGAGAAUUUGGAAACAAAAUAACCGCGCAGCUUGGAAAGAGGCUGACGCUGCAGAUUUCGGAUUCUCUUCUCCUUAAUUUUCCUUCAAACCCAAAAUCCGUUUCUACUUAAGGUUUUGAUCGGGACGCGUUUCUCUUCUCGUGGGAUUUCUCGGAUCGCGCUUUUCUGCGUUCUGGGUUUUUCUGGGAAGAAUCGAUCACGGGGGAAAGUUUUCUCCUUCGGGCGUUUGGAUUGGAGGGGCGAAGGGUGUUUUUCUCAUGGGGUUUCUCUCGUGCUUUACAUGUUCGUUGGAUCUCGCUGUACGUGAUUAACCCAGGUUCUUAGGUUCUCCACUUUCUUGGGUGCUUGAUUUCUGGAGUAUCUGCUCCAGAAGAAUCCAGUUAAUGACACUUUUCAAGCACUUGUCCACUCCCAAUUCCCCUGUGGUAACAUCAUCGGGGUAUUAAGAAAACAUGGGAAUCUUUUCACGCAGCUUGAUCAGUAGAAGAUCAACAGAAGGCAUGAAGCUUGUUGCAACAGCAUUUCUCGGAAUAGCUUUCGGGUUUUUUGUCGGGAUAUCCUUUCCAACAUUAUCAAUCACUAAGGUGAGCCUCCCAACAAAUCUUCUUUAUUUCGCCGAUCUCUCAUCUGUAGAAGAAAGAGGUUCGUCUGUCCCUACUCCAGCCGAUCAUAAAGCAUGGUCCUCGUUGAAGGGUAACGACAGUAGAUCGUCAGCUCCAGAUUCCAUUGAUAAAUCCCAGAUAUGGGUUCCUUCAAACCCUCGAGGUGCUGAAAGGUUGCCUCCCGGUAUUGUUGCUGCCGAAUCAGACUUCUACCUGCGCAGAUUGUGGGGAUUACCAGAAGAGGAUUUAACAAGCAAGCCGAGAUAUCUCGUGACGUUUACGGUUGGGUAUGAUCAGAGGAACAAUAUCGAUGCAUGUGUUAAGAAGUUUUCAGACAACUUUACGAUUGUUCUGUUCCACUACGAUGGCCGGACAACCGAGUGGGAUGAAUUCGAGUGGUCCAAGCGAGCAAUCCACAUUAGCGUUAGGAAGCAGACGAAAUGGUGGUACGUGAAGAGGUUUUUGCACCCCGAUAUCAUAGCAGCGUAUGAUUAUAUAUUCGUAUGGGACGAGGACCUUGGAGUAGAGCAUUUUAAUGGCGAAGAAUACAUAAAGCUCGUGAAGAAGCACGGUCUAGAGAUUUCUCAGCCGGGAUUGGAACCAAACAGAGGGUUAACUUGGCCGAUGACAAAGAGAAUAGAAGAUCUUGAAGUCCACAAGACAACUGAAGAGAAACCCGAACUGUGCUCAGACCCGCUUCUGCCACCAUGUGCUGCAUUUGUUGAGAUAAUGGCUCCAGUGUUUUCAAGAGAUGCAUGGCGAUGUGUUUGGCAUCUGCUUCAGAAUGAUUUGGUUCAUGGAUGGGGCCUUGAUUUUGCACUCCAAAGAUGCGUCGAGCAGCCUGCCCAUGAGAAGAUAGGAGUGGUGGAUGCUCAAUGGAUUGUUCAUCAAACUGUUCCUUCCCUUGGCAAUCAGGGAGAGGCACGAGACGGGAAAGAGCCAUGGGAAGGGGUAAGGGAACGGUGCGAAAGGGAAUGGACCAUCCUCAAGGAUAGAAUCGCAGACGCAGAAAAGGGCCACCUCAAAUCUCUAAACGCAAACGCUGACUCCAACUCAACCGCCCGGUAGGAGUUUUAACGUUCAGAAACCGUAGCCGCCACUGACUAUCCGCGAGAAAGAUUCAGUCUUUAGUGUCUUACGUUAACAUAUAAUCGGUAUAUGUUUGUGUAUGUAUAUACCCAACAAAACAUUUUUUCCAUCCAAUCAAAUAAAAGAGGGUUUCCGUUAUCCGAUUUUUACCGUUGCAGCUGUAAUUUGUCUGGAUUUCAACCAAGAGGGUUUCUGUCUCGCUGACGUGGCAUGCUGACUACUGCGCGUUCACGUGUCGGCUUGACUCAGCGAGUUUAGCGAACUGGGGGGUAAUCUGAAAGCUCUUCCAAGAAGCACCACGUGGCUGGUCCUCCAACCGCUGAUCGGGACACGUGUCAGAGAUGGAGCAAGCAGACACGAAUACAGAUUUAUGAUUUAAACCCGUUUUUAAUCGCAUCGAUCUCUGUCGCAAUCAUGGGUGGUCUCUACGAGAACCUCACACGUGCUGACACGUGUUUAAACGGCUAAACCUAACCGUUUUCUAACGCUUCAGAACAUGGUUAACUUUUGAGUGGUUGGCAUGAACCCCCCCUUUAUUAAUCACCGAAAAGCCGCCUCCUUUUUUUUUUGUUUAGUUACAAGGUGCCAAGAUCGGCUCAUAAUCAAUCGACCAGAGAAAAAAAACGAUAUAAGAUCAUUGUAGAAGGAUGGGCCUUUCGCAUUUCCCGACAGCAUCCGAUGGCGUUCUUCCACUUCUGGUGAUGAACACGGUUGUUUCAGUGUCUCUGUUGAAGAACAUGGUGAGGUCUGUCCUCAACGUGGCGGAAUCCGAGGACGAAGAUUCGAGGGAGGUAGAGGGAGAAAACCCAGAUGAGGAUUCUACGGGUAGAAGGAGAAUCUCGAUAACCCAGUUCAAGUCUCUGUGCGAGAACAGAGGGGAAGGAGAGAGAGGUGGGUGUAGCGGUGACGUCAUCAAUGGCGGAAUCGGCGAAGGGACAGGAGUUGCGGAGUGUUGCGUGUGUCUCUGUGGGUAUAAGGAGGAAGAAGAAAUCAGUGAAUUGGAUUCCUGCAGGCAUUUCUUCCACAGAGCCUGUCUGGACAGAUGGUUGGGCAGCAGACACACGACCUGUCCUCUCUGCAGAUCCAUUCUCUGAUUCUGUAAAUGUUUUUGUUUUUUGGCCACAGAAUCUGUCUUUGCACUUACCCUUUUGGUAUGGGUUUUUUCCCAUUAAUAAAGAUUAUCCCUGAAUUGCACGA
Molecule: messenger RNA, 2971 nt
Organism: Tarenaya hassleriana
Lineage: Eukaryota; Viridiplantae; Streptophyta; Magnoliopsida; Brassicales; Cleomaceae
Exons: 15
Coding region: 536-1753 (405 amino acids)
Source: RefSeq, a predicted model, not a curated record